GCCAAAAAUCCUAGCGACGAGCGCCCGCCAGGGGCGGCCGUCCACCGCCUUGAUUCCUCCUCGCUCCAUUCCUCGCUCGAUUCGCGAUUGAUUGAUUGAUCUCUCUUUCUUGCUCCUCGCCUCGGGCUCGCGCUCUGAUUUCUAGGAUUUCCUCCGCUGCCGCAUUACUGCGGGCCUCGUGAAUAUUACGCGCGAUUGUACACGCCAGGGCGGAAGAACAGGCGCCAGCCAGCGCUCCCCCCCUUCCAAAUUCCGGAAUCCGGAUGCCUGCGCUGGGAUCGAGGCGCGGCGAGCGAGAGAGAGAGAGAGAGAGAGCGCUGCCAGUGGCGGAGGCUGGAACUAGGCCAGGCCAACAGAUUCUCGAGAGCGCCGUUUUGCUGUUCUGGUCGGAGGCGUGAAGAUCUUCGCCCGUGCCGUGCCGUGCCGUGCCGUGCCGUUCCUCUCUUGUGAGUAUAAAUCUUUAAGUCUGUCUGUGAGUGUGUGUGGGAGGAAGAGCGAGAGAGAGGGAAGAGCGUCGUCGUCGUCGUCGUCUUCAAGUGGAAAGAAGGUUUUUCUUUCUUUUGUUUGUCUCAUGGAAAAAAGAGAGAGUGUGGGUGUGCAUUUUCGGGAUCCGGGUAUACUGGCUUUCAUCCAUUCCUUCUUCUUCUUCUUCUUCUCUUUGCUUACUUCCUUCAAAGCUCCUCGUCUCUCCUCGCUGCUGCUGCUGCUAGAGCGAUACCAGCAUUCUAGAUCCAGUCGCGAGCGAAAAACGAUAAAACACAAGAGGAGAUUGAGCUUGUCAAUGGUCGCUGGAUUAAAAUGUGGUGACAGGUUUGAGCUUGGUAACAGGGGAACCUAGACUGUAAUUUGCUGCUUGCUUUGAUUCCCUUCGUCCUUCCACCGCCAUUCCAGUCUUUGCAGUCACUGUUUCCGAAAAGUUUCGAGAAAAGGAAGAACACUGCUUGGACGCAAGCUCGUCUUGACUCGUUGUGGUGGUUUGGAUUUGUGCAUUUGCGCCAAGGAUUUCGAGUUUCUUGUCUGCUUUCGUCUGGAGGAGAUCGAUGUAUGCUUGUGCUCUAGGUUCCCUUGUUUCCAAAUUCAAGUCUGGUACCAGUCAAGAAGUUUUCUGUUUGAUUCUCGAUUCAGAGCUUGGUUCAAGUCUGGUACCAGUCAAGAAGUUUUCUGUUUGAUUCUCGAUUCAGAGCGUGGAGCUUACACAAUUCGCGCAUCGCACGCAGCAUGGUGAGAAAAGGAUCUAUCAAAGUCCUUUACUGUUCAAGAACAGGCAUGCAGCGAGGAGCAAGUGAUCGUCCGGCACGCCUCUUCUUUUUGUAUCCAUGCAGCAAACUCAAGCUCAUGGCUUCCUUUCUUUUCUGCAAUCCUUUAGCUGUCCUUCUCGUGUUGACGUUUACAAUUUUUAUCCAGCCGAUAAGAGUGAUGAAAGGAGAGCGAUUUCAGCUGAAAGCGAUGGGAAAAGCACCCAAGCUGGAUGAUCUCAAAGUCAGGCCUCCGAGUCCUCCAACACCUUGGAAGGAAUCUUUUCCUUUUGCGUGCCUCGGAACCAUAAAGCCCGUGUCAUAUACCAUUCCUGUGCUGCUGCUCCUGCUGCUGCUACUGCUCCUGCUGCUCCUCUGCCGCAUUGAAGGGGCCUCAGUUACUCCAGGCAGGGAAAGGAAUCCUAACGUUUGGAUACGCCGGUGCUCUUUUGUUGGGAUCGAUAAGCAAGCAUCCACCAGGAGCAACGGUUUACUGAUCGUCUUACAGGUAUUUUAGCAGUCCCCCUCUGCAGACAAAGAGAAAGGGAAGGCAACGAGCCAAAGAAGUUCAAAAAUGGGGGAUUGUGAGUACACACACACACACACACACACACACACACUCUUGCUGCACUGCAGCAGGUUUAUGCAACACCAACACCACAGGAGCUACAGUUCUGCACCCUGCUCGUCCUGCUUCUUUGGCAUCUUUCCACUCGCCUUUCUCUUUAUCUGGCCCAUUUGCAAAACCAGGGAGCGUUUCCAAACCGGCCAGUCAGUCUCCCCAUCUCGCUCGCUCUUUUCACUCCCUCUCAAAGCAACAAACAACUUGUACAAGAGAAGCUCGUAAACAUUUACGAUCCCUCGGUCGCUCGCGCUCGCUUCGUUCGCACACUCGCUCGUAAAGUCGCCAUCAAAGUUGCAUAGCUUUCGUCCUGUGCACUUUCGUCCUGCUUGCUGCUACAUUUGUCUCUCCCUUUUUUUCUUUUUUUUUUCUUCUGCCAGGCUUGGUAUUUUAAACCCGCCGCCGAACGGCUUCUAAAUCUGAAGCCUGCCUUCUAAAUUUGAAUUAUCCGCAUCAGGCAUAUAUGUGUGAGAGUCUGUGUGCAGCUGGUACUCGCUCGGGUACCGCAGAAAAGCCUCGUUCAUAAUGUAACCUGCAAUGAUUUGGCAUCAGUCAGUUUCCUCACUUAUAAUACUUGUCUAACCUGCAUUUACUCCCCAGCUCUAUGGCUAUAGCCCUCCUAUAGACCACCAUGUCAAAGUUCUCGUCUUUUAACUAUACUGUUCGCCUUCACUUUGAUGGGUGCAUUUCUCUUCUUUCCAGCUCGUAGCCCAAUGAGAUUCUUGAACGAAUUUUGGGAGGGAUCACACAUAUCCCAGCUCCAGAGACAACAUCAUUUUCUAUCCAGCCAAAAUCCCAUGGCAUCAUUGGAAUAAAUAGUGAUCUUGUAGACAAGUCAUAAGAGGAUUGGAAUCAGGCUUUUACAUUUCUAAGCAA
This is a messenger RNA of Selaginella moellendorffii, 2733 nucleotides long. RefSeq lists its product as uncharacterized. Bases 1219 to 1752 code for a protein of 177 amino acids. Lineage: Eukaryota; Viridiplantae; Streptophyta; Lycopodiopsida; Selaginellales; Selaginellaceae. The transcript has 9 exons. The record is from RefSeq and is a predicted model, not a curated record.